AUGGAUGAUGUUAAACAAGAUUCGGCUUGGAUGCCUGCUGAUGUAAAUCAAGGAUGGAAACCAUGGCCACAACAAAAUUCUGGCCACAACCAAGGCUAUGGUACGGGGUUACAAGGAAAUGAUUAUGCUGUUUUGGAAAUGCUUAAAAGGAUGGAAAUCAAACAGGAUAAAAGGUAUGAAGAACAAAUGACUUGGCAAUCAAACUUCCAGGAAAUUCAAAAUGAAUGGUACAGGACGAUACAUGAACAUUUGGCCACUCAAGAUGCCAACUUUAAGUUCUUUGGAUCCCAUGAUAAUGCGCAUUUUUCGUCUAUUCGAAAUGAUAUUCGUGAUAACAAUGUGGCUAUUCAAUCUAGAAUUAACGGUAUGAUGACUCAGGGAGUUGAGAAUCGCGAAGAUAAUUUGCAAUUCUACGAGGACAUGUGCAACUUGAUGGGUUGUGUCAUGGUGGAAGACCAUUUCAAGGGAAUUAUUGGUUCAUUGAUAUUUGAAGUCUCUUGUAUUUGGAAUAGAUGGGUUUAG
Molecule: messenger RNA, 522 nt
Organism: Vicia faba (fava bean)
Lineage: Eukaryota; Viridiplantae; Streptophyta; Magnoliopsida; Fabales; Fabaceae
Source: the annotation of a GenBank genome assembly